AUGGCUUCAGCAAUGGAUGAAUCAAGUGGCUCCGGUGAAAAUAGAUAUGUACUACCUCCCGGAGAUAUAACAAGCGCGAGUAAUAUUCAAAUCUAUCUCCGCAUGCGACCCAUGGUGGGCAGCUGUAAGUGGCAUCGCGUCGCUGGAAAGGACGGACGAACUUUUAUCACCAAUCUCCCAAGGGAUGACGAAGCUCCGCUAAACAAUUCAAAAGCAGAGUAUAAGUUUCGUUUCGAUGGUAUCUUCGAUCAGGAUGCAACGCAGGAAGAUGUCUUUCAGGGUGCGGCACUCCCCGUAGUCGAUGAUGCGCUUCGCGGCAUCAACGGUACAAUCUUUGCCUACGGGCAAACCGGAACGGGUAAAACAUACACAAUCACUGGUGGAGCCGAAGCAUAUGAACUGCGGGGUAUCAUACCCCGGGCACUCGCUAGAGUAUUUGAAUUUUCUUCGAGCUGCUCCACUGCCGAAUUUUCUCUGGCUAUCUCUUACCUUGAAAUCUAUCAGGAUCGCGGGUAUGACCUGCUGGUUAAAACAGAGACGGGAAGUAAAAACCUCGAAGACCUUAGGCGAGUAUACGCCGUGGCUGACGAUUCGGAUCAUGUAUUCCUUCGUGGACUAUCAGUGAAUCCCAUUCGUACGGAAGAAGAGGCACUCAGUCUCUUGUUUGUGGGUGAUGCGAAUCGCAUCAUUGCAGAAACUCCCCUUAAUGACUGCUCUACUCGAUCACAUUGCAUCUUUACAAUAUGGAUAGCCAGCAAAGAGCACGGAGGCCGCAGCACGAAAAAGGCAAAACUGCACCUGGUAGAUUUAGCGGGAUCUGAGCGGGUUAAGCAAUCUGGUACAAGGCCAGGCGAUUGUGUAUUCCAGGAGGCGUGUAGUAUCAACCUUAGUCUCCACUAUCUUGAACAAGUCAUUGUAGCACUACGGCAGAAAGCUGCCGGCCAGGCGACUCAUGUGCCAUACAGGAAUUCGCUGAUGACCUCGGUGCUCAAAGAUUCCUUGGGAGGAAACUGUAAGACGUGCAUGAUUGCCACGGUCGCUCUAGAGCUUUACGCGAUCAACGAAACGAUAAGCACUUGUAGAUUUGCUCAGGCAGUCUCCCAAAUCAAAAACGUUGCAGCAGUAAAUGAGGAAGAGGAAACAUCAGCGUUGAUUGAACGCCUCCAGAGAGAAAAUGAAAGGCUCCGUGGACAGUUGCAGCUGGUUGCCGCUGUGAAUGAGGAGCAAGGGGAGCUAGACGAACAAGCGAAAGAUAGGUGCAGAGAUUCUGUUGAAAGAUUUCUUCGGGCUACUGGGGAUGAUCUAGACCUACCAGUCUCAGCAGCGCGUGACCUCCGGUUGGCAGACUUCUGCUUUCGAAUAUUACGGGAUAAAUUUAACAAGAUAACACAUCAGGGUGAUGAGGGCCGGUGUAGACGUCGAGAUUGCCUAGAGGCUUUGCAAAGGUUGCAGCUCCAUGUCGAGCAGCGAGAUGCAGAAAUAGCAUUAUUGCUAGGGAUCAUGCACCAAAGCUCAGAAUCGUCAGCUCGCUGUCAGGCCAGUGAUCCGUUGCGAGCAAUGACGCGUGCUGCGGUGGAAGCCGCUGUCAGGGGUCCUCAGCAUGACAGUACUGCUAAUGCGGCGGGGAUGCCCUGGCUUACUGGGGCAGAAGCCAUAGCCUUGCUCAAGAAUAGGGGUCGUGCGUUUGAAAUUCUUAGGCGUAGCGCAAGGAAAACUGAAUUCCUCGAAGCUGAUUCUCAGCGCCUACAUAAUCUCUAUGCAGACGCAAAAAAACACGGUGAAGCAGCCGUAAGGGCGAAGGAGAAAAUUGCCAAAGCAAGGACAAAUUUGGAGAAGAUUCGAAUAAGAAAAUGCAUGCAGGCAACGGGGGCACCACUACUUCCAGAGGAUGAUACACCUGAAGAGACAGAGCUACUUCAAGAAGUUGCAAGUUGGCGAGAUGAAUACAUCAAAAAUACUGAUGCUCUGGGUGCUGCGAAGAGAGAACUCAAGAGAGUUCAUAUGACAAUCGAGAGAAGUAGACAGCAGCUUCAGGAGGAUUUUGAAGACUGGUUCAACGUUAUUGCUUCAAAGUACAUAGAGCGCUUAGGCUGUAGUGUGCAACAAGAAGAUUGUUGUAAGCUUGGCAGAGCCCAAAAUACCGACGGCACAGAGGGCUUUAAUCCGUGCACCUCCCACCAGAAACACGGACAUACCGUGGAAGAUCCAUACCUGGGGAACUUCACGACAAUCGCCCCACCAGCAAUUACACCUUUGCUUACCCACAGUGCUGGUUACCCAUGGGUCGUCGAUAAUACACAAAACCAGCGUUCAACAACACCACGGAUGCCCAGCUCUACCGACCGACCUUCUGAGCACACCUCAAAAGAGCCUUUGACAGCCACAGUGAUACCCAGUAAAGUACACUCUAUUUCACAGCAGAGCAACUCUUGUACUUCAGUGAUACCGAGUGACCAUCCAAUACACAGCUGUCCCAACGAAAGCCCAGACUACAGUGACGACGAUGAACCUAAAGUAGCACCUCUACCAAACCCUUGCCCUUCGGUAUUCGGGAAGAAUUCCUUGGCGCUAAAUGCUGCGUAUUCUGAACUCUCUGCCGUUAAUUGCAUUUCCCCCCCUAACUUGUCAGAGGUCCUUCAAACCCGAACCCAUGUGGCCGGAGUAAUCUACACCGGCAACCCCUCGGCGGAUGCCGACAUAAAAGCUUUUUACGAGGCCUUCAGACCCGGAACUUGA
This is a messenger RNA of Cyclospora cayetanensis, 2736 nucleotides long. Its product is annotated as kinesin-like protein KIF6. Gene Ontology annotation, cellular component: microtubule; kinesin complex. Bases 1 to 2736 code for a protein of 911 amino acids. Gene Ontology annotation, molecular function: ATP binding; ATP hydrolysis activity; microtubule binding. Gene Ontology annotation, biological process: microtubule-based movement. NCBI's taxonomy places the organism in Eukaryota, Apicomplexa, Conoidasida, Eucoccidiorida, Eimeriidae. The record is from RefSeq and is a predicted model, not a curated record. The transcript has a single exon.